Molecule: messenger RNA, 2998 nt
Organism: Musa acuminata AAA Group (dessert banana)
Lineage: Eukaryota; Viridiplantae; Streptophyta; Magnoliopsida; Zingiberales; Musaceae
Product: squamosa promoter-binding-like protein 14
Exons: 3
Coding region: 1689-2765 (358 amino acids)
Cellular component (GO): nucleus
Molecular function (GO): DNA binding
Source: RefSeq, a predicted model, not a curated record
CAUCCAUGUCUUCUGUGCGAUCCUGUCUCUGGGAAUUCUCGUUGCUUUGGGGUCUGCAAUCCCUCGUCCUCUCUUAUUCAUCCUGAUAAAUAUGUCAAGCUUGAAGAUCCAAGGCUGAAGAGAAAAAGGAAGAGGUUUGUGUUUUGCUCGACCUCAGAGAGAGAGAGAGAGAGAGAGAGAGAGAGAGAGAAGAGUUCUCAUAGGAUACCCCCAAAGUUGGCUCAUGCUGCAUACUUGUGCAAGCAUCAUUUACAGUAAACUCGGAUCACAGCCAAGCAAAGUAGAAGAGGUGGGAGACAAAGUUGAUGGCCAUAAGCUUCCGAUCCAGCAAACCAAGUUGAGUUGACUUAACCCACAAAUGGGCUAUUAUUCUGCACAUAUUUUUGGUACGGCCCUUCACGUCUCGACUGACGACACCUAAAGUUCCUCCGACACGAAAUGGACGACAAUAGGAGGCGGCGGCCAAGGGGGUCAAAGUGGUCGGCGGUGUAACGUCAAAAUCUUUGGUCUCCCCCCAUAUGAGACUUUCACUCCAACUUUUAGGCUCGUACGUUUUUCUAUGAUGCUUGCAAUCACAACCUAAGAGAAGAAGAGACCGAGAAAAAGUUUCUAACAAUCACCAACAAAAAUACAAAAGAAAGAGUUCCACCGAUCUAAUAUAAUCUCUUGCAACGAUGAAGAUUUGGAAUUCUUUCUUCCUCAUCGCCUGAUUCUGAUUCUUCUGCCGUGCCUGAUAUCAUACAUACUAACAGCCAUUUUCACUAAGACAGUAGGUUUCCUCCGGAGUUCCGUGAACACAUCUCAAGUCUCUCAUGCCCAAAAACACACAACACUGAAUAAAAUGAAUCAACUGUGUCGGCAAGCCAGUCCAGUUCCAUUGAGGAGGAUACUGUCCGAUGUUUAUUAAACGAAGAAAGAUCUGCACAACCCUUGAAUCCAUCAAAUAGUUGCUCAGUUCUGACAGAAGCAAGCCUCCAUCUGCGUGAUUUCUUGAGUUUAAUUCCCUCAUCCUCAAAUUAAUGCAUCCAUUAAGACAGUUUCCUAUAUUUGCAGUCGGUUCCCAAGAAGCCAGGGAUGAAGACCCAGGAGGGCCCUCCCAUCAAAUCCAAAGCUCCUUCCAAGAAGAUUCUCCCCCAGUGAGAUUCUUCAGUCGCACGACUCAGUAGCAGAGGAAAGAAAGAAGCGGAAAAGGAAGCACGUCUUCUUCCAUCAAAGCAAAAGCAAAAAACUGAUGAUGGAUACACCAAAAGUUGCUUUUCCGUGACAUGCACACACAGAUACAUAAAUGUAUAUAUCUUAAGAAAGCAGAAUGUCCCCAACUCCAUGUCACAAGGAACUGUACAAGAUGAAGGUCUUUAUUAGAAAGAGGAAAUCCUAUUCAGAGGGCACCAAAGAAGGACCGUCGUCACCGUUCAUCCUCUAGCUGUUGUAGUACAGAGGUAUCCCCAAGCACGAUCUCUUGGCCUGAAUGCUUUCCAGACUGAUGGUGUUAUGCCGCAAAUGAAAUAGCUCAAUGUGGCAGUGGCAGCUUUGUGAGGCAGCAGAAAGACACAAAAGCCCCUUCUUCUAGCCCACUUGCCCCCGCCGUCAGGGCCCGCUCUUCCUUGGAGAAACCAACUCCCCUUUUUAGGCCGCCUCCUGGUCUCUGAGUCCAUGGAUGGGCUGUAGAGAGGGUUGCAACUGUGAAGAUGGACUCGAGCUCUCUCAAGGCCUCUGCGACCUCGAGUAGCUCCAGUGAUCCUCCCCAUGGGCUCAAGUUUGGGCGAAAGAUCUACUUUGAUGGUGGCAGCGGCGGGAGUGGGAGCUCCUCCGAGACACCGUCGGCUCCGGCGACGGAGGCGGCCACGCCACCGCCUCCGACGAAGAAGGGGAAGGGGGUGGCGCAGGGAGGUCAGCACCAACCACCUAGGUGCCAGGUGGAGGGGUGUAAUGUCGAUCUGACGGGGGCUAAGGCAUACUACUGUAGGCACAAAGUUUGUGGGAUGCACUCCAAGGCACCUAAGGUUAUGGUUGCAGGAUUGGAGCAGAGGUUCUGUCAGCAGUGUAGCAGGUUUCAUCAAUUACCUGAAUUUGACCAAGGAAAGCGCAGUUGUCGCAGACGUUUGGCAGGACAUAAUGAACGCAGAAGGAAGCCACCUCCUGGGCCGUAUGGCCGCUUUGCAUCAUCCUUCCAUGAACAACCUAGUGGAUUCAGAAGCUUUCUGAUGGACUUCAGUUACCCAAAUCUCUCAAGUAGUCGAAGAAAUCCAACUGCAACUGCUGGUGACGGGGUGGCCACUAAUGAGUGGCACAGGGGCUUGGAUGCUUCACCUGGUGCCGUGGCACUGCAUGGUACCCAUAGGUGCUCUCAAGGACCUGCAGCAGGAACCUUAUGCUCUACCAUGGAAAUUCCAAAAGGUGAAUGUCUUGCAGGCGUCUCUGACUCAAGCUGUGCUCUCUCUCUUCUGUCAACACAUCCAUGGAGUAGCAGCUCUGCCAGGAAUGGUGCUCCGGUAAUCCCAGCAACCAGCAUCUUCGACAGCCCCGGAACGGUCGAUUCAGUCAUCCCUAGCAAUUACGUUACCAGCUUAUGGGGGGUCAGAGAUCAUGGAGGCAGGACUAGCUCACACAAGGUCCUGCGUGAAAUGGGAUCAGUGGAAGCAACCGCGACAGUUGAUGCUCAUUUUUCAGGUCAGGCAGAGUUUGCUCUGCAGGAAAAUGGACAGUGUCUCGACCACAGUAUGGGUAGCGCAUAUGGCCAUUCAGGUCUUCGCAUGCAUUGGUAACUGUAGACUCUAUAAUCAAUUCAUGUCAAAGGAACCUAAUCAUGAGGAUUGGAUGGAGCAUCACGAACCAAAGCUUUCAUAAUGCCUAGUUCUAGUUCUAAAGAUCUUAUGCCUCUCAACUAUUAUAUGAAUGCUUAUGUUACUAAGAAGCAGCAUUAGUAUGGUGUGAUGUGUGUUUGCUAAUAUAGCUUUGGCAAUGUUGAAGUCACCUAAUUGUGCAUUUUCAUCUUCCA